Messenger RNA from Ascochyta rabiei, 570 nucleotides. RefSeq lists its product as uncharacterized. The coding region runs from base 1 to 570 and encodes 189 amino acids. The record is from RefSeq and is a predicted model, not a curated record. The transcript has a single exon. Lineage: Eukaryota; Fungi; Ascomycota; Dothideomycetes; Pleosporales; Didymellaceae.
AUGGGCGAAUACAUCAUGAAUCGGUCGUUGCGAGCGGAUUCGCAACAGCCGCCUGUCGGCGAAGCCAUCUUGGUUCGAUGCCCCUCUCAUGCGCUGAAUCGACUGCGGACUCUCAACGAAGCGGAAGUCAUUACGCUCUUCACUCCUGUCGUCCCCCAUUUGCCAUCAACAUCGCUGGUCAGGGAUAUGGACCCUUUUGAACCCUUGGGACGUGCAUUGCCGAGACAAGUCCGUCAUGUCCCGUUCCGCAUGGAUCUCGGUAUGACCGAGUUACAUCCCUACUUCUUACCCGCAAGCGGAGUUGUCGUGGUAGUCAUCUGCGCUACGGAGAACGUGCUCGGCCACAACCCGGAUGCCUUUGAGCGGCAGCUCCAAUUUGCUCGAAACAUCACUGCCAGGGUCGAGAAGGAUGUCUCGAUGGUCACGGUUCCUUUCGUGCUGGUUGUGAUCUGCGGCGCCACCAAAUCGGCGACAUUUGCACACGCUGUGCGCGACUUCCCAGCAGUUAUGACAAUGGACGACUACACGCCCCCUACGCUCGAGCGUGCCGCUUGUGUUCUGUUUGGAUGA